This is a messenger RNA of Engraulis encrasicolus (European anchovy), 2257 nucleotides long. Its product is annotated as cellular tumor antigen p53-like. The transcript has 11 exons. Gene Ontology annotation, cellular component: nucleus. Gene Ontology annotation, biological process: regulation of transcription by RNA polymerase II; protein tetramerization; apoptotic process. Gene Ontology annotation, molecular function: RNA polymerase II cis-regulatory region sequence-specific DNA binding; DNA-binding transcription factor activity, RNA polymerase II-specific. The record is from RefSeq and is a predicted model, not a curated record. Bases 278 to 1525 code for a protein of 415 amino acids. Lineage: Eukaryota; Metazoa; Chordata; Actinopteri; Clupeiformes; Engraulidae.
CCAGCAGCAGCAUGCUGCACACAAAACAGCACUACAAGCUAAUGUGAUGCUAGCGCUUCACCGCUGAAGUGAAGUUUUUGUGGACUACAAACAAACAUUACCAAGCCAUUUCUUGGAGGCUUGCAACGGGAUCAGUCGGCGCAGAAAACUCCGGAAAUUCCACCUGAAUAGUUUUGCUCUUAACGGGAGGCAAGGCUCCUCUGCCCUCCUGUUCCCAUCCUUGCUGUGCCAGAGCCCUCCUGUGCCUGUGGGGAGAAGGAGAACGAGAAGAGCAAACAUGAAUGAAGACAUGGUGGAACUGCCCAUGAGCCAGGGCAGUUUUGGCGAUUUCUGGACCAACGAAUUGGCAAAUGUGGACCACAGCAUAAUCAAUGAAUUGCCGAUGGUUUUCUCAUUUCCUGGAUUGACUGAUCUGGGGCCGGAAAGCAUGGAAGAGCUGGAGCAGUUGGCCGCCUUGCGGGACGAGGCGUUGCCCACCCCUGUGCCUGUGCCCGCGCCCUCCAUCUCCCCUGGCAUGGACUGCCUGCCCCCCACGGCCACCACUGUGCCCUCCACCUCCGACUACCCUGGUGACCUGGGCUUCCGCGUGCGCUUUACCCAGUUCAGCACUGCCAAGUCCGCUACCUCCACUUUCUCCCAGAAGCUGGACAAGCUCUUCUGCCAGCUGGCCAAGACAUGCCCGGUGGAGAUGCUGGUUGACUCAGAGCCGCCCGCCGGUGCCAUCCUGAGGGCCACCGCUAUCUACAAAAAGUCCGACCACGUGGCCGACGUGGUGCUGCGCUGUCCACACCACCAGAACAUCGCCGAAAACAACGAGGGUGUGGCCCAUCGCAGUCACCUGAUCCGCAUGGAAGGCACCCAGAGGGCCCUGUACCUGGAGGACCCCACCACCAAGCGCCAGAGUGUCGUCGUCCCCUACGAGUGUCCCCAGCUGGGCUCGGAGGCCACCACCAUUCUCCUCAGCUACAUGUGCAACAGCAGCUGCAUGGGCGGCAUGAACCGCAGACCCAUCCUCACCAUCCUCACCCUGGAGACUCAGGAGGGUCAGGUGCUGGGGCGACGCUGCUUUGAGGUGCGCGUGUGUGCCUGCCCGGGCCGCGACCGCAAAACCGAGGAGGAAAACCUCACCAAGAAAAACGGGCAGAAGGUUCCCAGCGCAGGGACCAAGAGAAAGCUGCAGGGCCCUGAGGUGGACAGCCAGGUCCAGGGGCUGGGACAGGGACAGGGACAGGGGCCGCUGCUGGGCCUGCCUGCACCCAAACCUGGCACCAGCAAGAGGCCCAAGGUCGACGCCACCUCCGACGACGAGGUGUUCUACCUUGAGGUCCGGGGACGCAAAAGAUUUGAGAUGCUGAAAAACAUCCUGGACAGCCUUGAGCUGAGGGACGUGAUCCCGACCGCGGACCAGGAGAAGUACAAGCAGAAAGCCGCAUCCAAGGCCAGGUCCGGGGGGGAGGCGGGACAGGACCCCAGGAGCGGCAAACGGCUGCUGAUGAAGGAGGAGACUCGGAGUGAUUCCGACUGAGGAGACCACGCCUCCAUCUCUUCAGGGACCCUCCUCUCUUCUUCCCUUUUUCUCCCUUCAUCACCCCUCUCUCUCUCUCUCUCUCUCUCUCUCUCUCUCUCUCUCUCUCUCUCUCUCUCUCUCUCUCUCUCUCUCUCUCUCUCUCUCUCUCUCUCACACUCACACUCACACUCACACUCACACUCACACUCACACUCACACACACACACACACGCAUACAUACACACACUGUGUUAUCACACUGAGGCAUACUGUACACACUUUUACUUUCCCCCAUUUGUACACACACAUUCUUUGUACUGCCACCUUCGUACUGUCCUGCCCAGAAAUGCUCUACAUAACCCAUAACCCUAUUUGGUGCUACUGGUCUCCUCUCCCCAUCAAAAAUGUAUUCAUAGAAUCCAUAGCACUUGUAGCAGCAAUGACCACAAUUUUUUAUUUUUUUAUUAUUUUUUUUUACCUUUUUUUGAACCGUCAUUAUGAUUGGACAGAAUAGAGUUGGACUGCAAAAUGAUUGGGAGAGAAAAAUCACCAGACCAUUAUGAGUUUUCCUUUUUUCUUUUUUUUUCUUUUUUAUAAAAUAGUUAAUAGAAAGUGUAUUUUUUGAAUGUAUUGUCAUGUGUAUUGGAAGGUUCCAGGUUAUGUUUUCUGACUUUUGAAUUGUCAUUUGUUUCUCUUUGCACGUAUCUUGUUUGUUUUUUAAGAAAAAGAAUAAACAUUCCCUUUGAAAUA